CCAGCCGCGCGGAGCUGGUCGUCACCCCAUGUUGGCAAUGGACGCGGCGGCCCAUCGGCUCUGACACAAAAGGAGGAGGAACACAAUAGAGACAGAGUAGGGGGGGGCGGUAGGGUGACACAAAAUCAACACACAGCCAGGCAGGCGGUGUAGUCGAGGAAUGUGACCGUUUAUUCACAUAUUAUCUGCUUCAAAAGGAAGGAUCCCACCCUCAUAGAGCACACGGUGCCGCCGGCACGGCCUCAGCCGCGGUUUUAAUGAAGUGAGCGGCGCGAGGACAGGAGAGAGGCGGCCUCCUAACCCCCCCUCCCCAGCCCCGUUACCUCCCACCGCUUUCCCCUCCCCGGGCCCUCUGGACACGGACUGGACACAAGGCCGGGCUCCCCUAGGAGGGAGCUCUCUCGGCAGCGGGAUCCGGGCCUGGCACUUUGGGGGAGGGGGGGGGGAAGUGGGUGGGGGUUUAAGGAGGCGGGGAGGAGACCAGCCCUUGUUUACCCCGGCUCUGUCUUGGUGUGUGUUUGUGGGGGCCGGAGGGGGGGCAGGAGGAGGAGGAGGGGGUGGGGAAGGCCCCUCUCUGCCUCUUGUGUUUGUCUUGUCUCAAUUCCACACACAUCCUCCCCCCCCCCCCCCCUGCCCCUCCCGAGGUGAGCUGGUGACUCGGAUCGGUCGAGAGGGGACAUGUCCUCGCCCACCGUCACCUCGCCGGUGGAGAAAGUAGACGGAUUUUCUCGGAAGUCCGUCCGCAAGUCCAAGCAAAAGCGCUCGCACAGCUCCUUGCAGUACAAGAUCCAAGGCAAAGCCGUCGACUUGAACCCCCUGCCUCUGCUGAAGGACGUUUCCACGACUGAAAAGGCACUGCUCUUCCAGAAGAAAUUGCAUCAGUGCUGCGUUGUAUUUGACUUCAUGGAUUCAUUAUCAGAUCUUAAAAUGAAGGAGUACAAGCGCUCUACCCUUAGUGAACUGGUGGACUAUGUUGCAGUAGGUCGAGGAAUCUUGACAGAACAGACAUACCCUGAAGUAGUUAAAAUGGUUUCUUUCAAUAUAUUUAGGACCCUUCCACCUUCAGAAUCUUCAGAGUUUGAUCCAGAAGAAGAUGAACCAGUGCUUGAAGCAGCCUGGCCUCAUUUACAGCUUGUAUAUGAGUUCUUCAUUCGGUUUUUGGAGAGUCAAGAAUUCCAACCCAGUAUUGCCAAAAAAUAUGUAGAUCAGAAAUUUGUAUUGCAGCUUUUGGAAUUGUUCAACAGUGAAGACCCCCGAGAACGAGACUACCUGAAGACUGUUUUACACAGAAUUUAUGGAAAGUUUCUUGGACUUAGAGCAUUUAUCCGAAAGCAAAUUAACAAUAUUUUUCUACAAUUUGUUUAUGAAACAGAACGUUUUAAUGGUGUAGCAGAGCUUCUGGAAAUAUUAGGAAGUAUAAUAAAUGGGUUUGCAUUGCCCCUGAAGGCUGAACACAAACAAUUUCUGAUUAAGGUUCUGCUCCCUUUGCAUACUGUGAGGAGUUUAUCACUUUUCCAUGCACAGCUGGCAUAUUGUGUAGUACAGUUUCUAGAAAAAGAUCCAACGUUAACGGAACCGGUCGUCAGGGGUUUACUGAAGUUUUGGCCAAAAACCUGCAGUCAAAAAGAGGUCAUGUUCCUUGGGGAGUUGGAGGAAAUCUUGGAUGUUAUUGAACCUGCACAAUUUGUAAAAAUUCAGGACCCACUCUUCAAACAAAUUUCCAGAUGUGUUUCCAGCCCUCAUUUUCAGGUGGCUGAAAGGGCACUUUAUUACUGGAACAAUGAAUACAUUAUGAGCCUCAUAGAGGAGAACUCUGCUGUCAUCCUGCCCAUCAUGUUUCCCAGCCUGUAUAGAAUCUCUAAAGAACAUUGGAAUCCGGCAAUUGUCGCUUUAGUCUACAAUGUACUGAAGGCUUUUAUGGAAAUGAACAGCCCAUUAUUUGAUGAGCUCACAGCAACCUACAAGUCGGAUCGCCAAAAAGAAAAGAAAAAGGAAAAAGAGCGAGAAGAACUUUGGAAAAAGUUGAGGGCCCUUGAAAUAAAGAAGGGUGCGAUAACAGGGAUGUCACCUUAAUGAAGAAAAAUGGUGCUCGUAUUCCCAUGAUAUACAUUUAUGUAGUAAGAGGUGGAGCAACGGUUUUCUGUAUUGUGCUACUUACUUUACAGUAGAUUUUGCAUCUGUUUCAUUAUCAACGAAAGUUCUGUAACAGUAUUGUAUAUAACUUUUCUCCAUGUUGAAAUGGUAUGUCAAAAAGAAGGGCGUCAGCAUGAAAUAUGUACAGUAGAUGGAUGUUUGCGAGCUCUUCUGUAAAUGUAGUCAUUGUUCUAACUUCAAAAAAAGAAAAACUUUCUAGCAUCCACAUGGGUGGUACAGAAACUUCAAAGAAGAUUGCUAUAUCAGGAUACCUGAAUUGAGCGUUCCGUACAUAUUGGUGGCAGACUACGAGCAAAUAUAUUUUAGACUGAAGACUGUGCUCCAGCUUGACCCUGAGACUUUGCUGCAUUUUAAUUUAUACUUAAGGUGAAAUUAUUUCUUACAAGUUGUGGAAGUUCUGUUUUUACUUUGAUUUUAAACCUAUUGUGGUGUUACAAUACCUCUUAUACACAGCACACUGGUUGUGUAAAGGUUAGUGCCCAUGUGCAUCACGAUGCAAUUCAUACCUUUUGUACUGGUAGAACUGUAUUAAAGUGCAUGCCUGGCAUAUGCACUAACAGUACUGUAUAUUAGAGAAAGUAUCUAUUCAAGAUACACAAUUAUUUCAAUGGGAUACAAACCUGCAAAAGCAGGAAAUAUCCAAUAACUAACUAAAUGUAAGUUGGUUGUACAAUGUUAUUUGUUUGCGGUAUAAGUUACAUAACCUUUUACUGUUUUCACAUUUACACCAUGCAAAUAAUUCAUACAGAAAACUUAAAGGUUCCUAGAGAGAAAUGAACACCCUUCUUAACUCCAUGGACAGAACAUUAGUUAAGUGCAUCAGACGUUGAUAGCAUAAAGUUGGUGUAUUCAAUACAGAAAGUUGGUUCACAAGGCUAACAUUAUUAGGAAUCUGUAUGUGACUAAUUUUAAUAUGUGGGGUCAUCCACACCAUGUGCACGUCAGCAUUCUAUUUGAACAGGUAGGGAAAUAAGCCAUAAUACCUUAUGGCGUAGUAUGCACUGUAUUGAUCCAGUUGGAUUGUUCACGAUCAGUGUUAUAUUGCCCCAUGUGUUACACCACUCUGUUGAUAAAACAGUUUUCAUCCCACCAGGUGUGGGAGGAUGUAUGGUAUAAAACUUCUUUUCAAAAAUACUUUUUUGUAGUUUUUAAUUUUACUGCCGCUCAGACAUGCUCACCAUUCUGCACUGUUCUCAACCAUUUUUAAAGAAAACUAAUGUCAGACUUCUCAUAACUAUUAAAUGAUCAUUAAGUUUUA
This is a messenger RNA of Hemiscyllium ocellatum (epaulette shark), 3412 nucleotides long. RefSeq names its product protein phosphatase 2, regulatory subunit B', epsilon isoform b (gene ppp2r5eb). The record is from RefSeq and is a predicted model, not a curated record. The coding region runs from base 679 to 2073 and encodes 464 amino acids. Gene Ontology annotation, molecular function: protein phosphatase activator activity. NCBI's taxonomy places the organism in Eukaryota, Metazoa, Chordata, Chondrichthyes, Orectolobiformes, Hemiscylliidae. Gene Ontology annotation, biological process: protein dephosphorylation; signal transduction. Gene Ontology annotation, cellular component: protein phosphatase type 2A complex; nucleus; cytosol. The transcript has 13 exons.